Anoplopoma fimbria (sablefish) is the source of this 6479-nucleotide messenger RNA. It is a transcript of the gene atad5a, whose product is annotated as ATPase family AAA domain containing 5a. Gene Ontology annotation, cellular component: nucleus. The record is from RefSeq and is a predicted model, not a curated record. Bases 196 to 5673 code for a protein of 1825 amino acids. Gene Ontology annotation, molecular function: DNA clamp unloader activity; ATP hydrolysis activity; ATP binding. The transcript is spliced from 22 exons. NCBI's taxonomy places the organism in Eukaryota, Metazoa, Chordata, Actinopteri, Perciformes, Anoplopomatidae.
UCCGAUUGGUGGACCCCGCUCACGCAGAACGCGUCACGUAUAUUUGGCGCGCUUCGCUCUCGGACAGUCUGGCGCGUUUUUGAAAAAAGAGCAACAAACGUCCAGAAACAUGGAGCGCGAGAGCGGGGACGCGGGGAGGACAGGACACGAGGACGGGCUGUGACGAGGGACGAGGAGACAGGUGUCUUUAAAAUUAUGGCUGGUGUUGUGGCUAUGGCAUCUGUCAUCGAGGACUUUGACACCCAGCCUUGCAAGAAAUCUCGCAAAGAUGGUGGCAGUAAUAUCGCCAAGACAAUCACAAACUAUUUCUCUCCCGUGCCGAAGCCUGUGGAGAAACCCUCUUCAUCUCCUCGCUCCAACAACAUCGCUGACUACUUUGGCCGGAAGGCAUCGUCCUCUAAAGAAAAGACCGGCUGCCCCGAGCAGUCGAAGGAGACCUGCCAGACGUCUGAUGUUGCAGAAAAACCCACGAGUCCAGAGGCAGCAGUGAAACGGCAGUCUCAGAAACGGAGGAGAAAGGCUGGCAAAGCUGCAAGGAAACUUGUGGAGGCGGAAAUCUUUAGCUCCGCAGAGGAGGCGAGCUGCGUGAUUGUAGAGAAACCAUAUGAUGGCAAAGACUCUGCAGCAGAAGCAAUCGGCAGCUGUGGUUUCCUUGGCAGUGAUACAGCGGCCCUCAUUACCCAGCUCACUGCUGAGGCUGGUUUUACUGCUACUAAGACUGUCAGUGUUGAGCAGGCUGAAGAAGACGAUCCCGAAUGUGGGAACGGUGUCGCACUUAAUCCAGAUCUAGACGGUAUUGAAUUAUCUCCGAUUGUACCUUCAAAAGACAAAGCAAAACAAGUCAAAACCAAUGAACGGAAUUCAAGGAAGGCAAAGCGUUUAGAACCAGAGGAGAACGAGAAAGAGAGCUCCUUGUGUGAUGUUAGUAUGGAGGUCAAUGUGGAUGAGGCGUCUCAGUUAAACAACAGCACAGUCACAGUCUCCUUCGAGGAUUUUGUGCGGAGUCAGAGCCAGAGCGGUGGUGAAGAGGACACGGACGAUGAUCAGGGCAGAGAAGACAAAAGUAAAAUCACAGCAGAGGUGGAAGAAAUGGACACUGAGCAGUCGUUCAUCCCUAAAUCUGAAGAAAAGGUCGGUUCGGGGGUGACGCUUUUUCAAGUCUCACCCCGAACCGUCACCAUCCAGGCUGAAGUGCAUGUCGUCUCGGCCAGACAGGAAUCAGCCAAGGCCGGGGGGAAGUUAGCUUCCAUCUUUAACAGGAGAAAGGGGGCGCUGAGCCCUACGUCGUCUCCUCACAUGGAGGCCGAACACAAACUCCCUCCGUCAUCUGUGAAUGUCAAGCGUAAAUCCAACGUGGUUCUUCAAGAGGAGGAUCUCGAGCUGGCUGUGCUGGAAAGUGAAUCCGCGCCCAAGUGCAGUGAGUCGGAGAGGAAGCAGUUCAUGUCUGCCUUCAAACAGCCCGGUCUGGAUGGGUCCAAAGCCAAGACUGUUAAGAGCCAGAGCAAGCAGAAGCAACCCGGAGAGAAAGCUGGGGAUGAUGCGGAGAAAGUUUGUGAAGAAGACGCUGUAACUCCACCCUCUGUUGAGAAAGUCCCCGCUGCCUCUCAGGAAGACAAAGUAGUUAAAAAGAAACCAGCAAGAAGAGGCAGAAAGAAAGCUAAAGAAGAAGAUGAAGCAAUCGCCACCCCACCUGAAGCUGCUCCUGUGGAGGAAACAGUGGCCGCAAUUGUUAAGGUUGAUGAGAAACGAGAGGAGAUUCCCAUCACCUCAACUCCCUCCAUCCCGGAGGUGAGGAGGUCCAAAAGAGAAGCUGUAAACCGGCAAGUACCCGAGGUCGCACCAACAAGCCCUGUCAGAAAAAACAGGAAACGCAACGAGUUGAAGGACGCUGCUGCUGCUGAUGAUGCUGCUGCUUCACCUAAUGACAGCCCUGCAAACAUGUCCACUCCAAAGAUACGCAAGUCCAAACGCACAGUCUUCGUAGCAGAGAUGGUGUGCCCAUCUGACACAAAAGGAAGCCCAAUCAGGAUUAAAUUUACUAGAGUCCAUAAAAACGUUUCCAAGACCAAGCCUGAAAGUGGAAGUGGCAUUAGCUCUCCUUUGGCUACUAAAACAUCAAAUUACUCUAAAAAAAGGAAGCAGGCAAAGAAGUUGGUGGAGAAAGCCAAAGUGAUUCAGCAGAGUAAAAAAACAGCUGUCAAGGAAAAGGGCUCCUUAAGGCGUUCGUCACGAGCCGAGGCCUCCGCUAAGAAGAUCUACUGUGAAGACGAGGAUUCUGUCAUCUGCCUGGAGAAGGACCAGACUGCCACGGCACAGGAAAAGAGUAAAACCCAGAAGCCUCUACGGAGUCUAAAUGAAGUUCUGGGAAAAGCCUCAUCUGUUGGCAAAGAGCCCAAAGCGGUCCCAGGCUCAAAGGGAACCUCGCUGGGCCAAGAGAAGGCGGCUCGGAAGGUGUCUGCGGUGAUUUCCAUCUUUGACGACAGCAGCUCUGAAACCUCCCAGGAUGACGAGCAGUUCAAAGCACGCAAAGAGUUCCUGAAGAGCGGCCUGCCUGAGACUUUCAGGAAACAGAUAGCUAAGACGGCUGCCACCAGGGAGGCCUACUCGCUCUCCCGUUCCUCCUUUCAACCAGUCGUUCACAUGACGCAACCAUCAAACGAUUGCCCUCUUUGGAGUCUACUGUGGCCUGAGUCUUCGUUACUGCGUCAUCUGAAAGAGCUUUGGUGCCAAACGUCCAACUCACGUCCAUCUGUUAGCGGUUCUCUUUGUGUGAGGACAAAACCUGCACGUAGAGCCUUUGUUGAACGGGGUUCUGGCUGGAGGCCUGAGAUCUCUGAAAGUGUUCGUCAGCUUCUUGUGGAGGAGGUCCGCACCGCUAACCCUUCCUUCCCCGCUCAGAUGUUCGCCACUCGCUUCCUGAAGAGACACGCUGACCACCAGCAGCAGAGCGCAGCCUCAGAACCAGAGGCUGUAACCAGAGCCACCAGCACCACACUGCCAGCCGAACCAGUUGGAGGGAAGAGGAAGAGGACGGAUGACGAGGGGGAAAUGUCUGUGAAGGUUGCCAAGAAGCAACGGGCCAGCUGUGCAGAAGAAAAAAAAUCUGAGCCUGAGCCAACAAAAAGGGGGGGUCGUACAAGACGAGCAAGGAGGUCAAGACCGGAGGACGGGGCCAACGAGAAAGAUCAGCCUUCAGUCAAAACGCCUCCCGUCCCUUCUGAUGACGACUCUGUGGUUGUGAUUGAUGACUCGCUUUCAGAAGAGAACACUGGAAGAAAAGAUGUGUUGAGAGAGGACGUGUUGUGGACGGACAAAUAUCAGCCCCAGCACUCCAGUGACAUCAUCAGUAACACUGCCUCAGUGAGGAGGCUGCACAGCUGGCUAAAAGAAUGGAAACUCCGUGCAGACCGAGAAGAGCGAAAAAAGCAGAAAGACAAGAAACAAGAGGAAGGCAGCAAUGACUCGGACUGGGACUGCGGAGAAGAGGACCCCCAGGAUGGAGAGGACAUGUUGUGUAAUACGAUGCUCAUCACAGGACCUACUGGAAUAGGAAAGACUGCUGCAGUCUAUGCUUGUGCCCAGGAGCUGGGCUUCAAGGUAUUUGAGGUGAAUGCUUCCUCUCAGCGUAGUGGCCGUCUUAUUCUGUCCCAGCUGAAGGAAGCCACUCAGUCUCACCAGGUGGACAGUCAGGGGGUCAACGCCCACAAACCCACCUACUUCAACAGUUACGGCACAAGCAGCAGCAGCACUCCAAAGCUCGGAUCCUCGCCCAGAAAGGUUAACUCUCCUCGUAGGGUGGUGUCCUCUCCCAGGAAACAUCCCCAGUCUCCAAGAGCUGCUAAACGAGGAGGCCUGGCUCCCACCUCUUUAGCUAACUUCUUCAAAAUGGGUCAACCCGCCACCAAGGAGACACCUAACGAUAAGAAGAAUGAACAAACAGCUGCUUCCAAGAAAGUCAUAAAAGCAAAUGAGUGUGCCAAUAAGCAGAAAGACUCCAAAACAGCUUCCACCCCUGAAGAGAAGAACAGUGAAGAACAGAGCAAGAAGACGGCCACCUCGCUUAUCCUGUUUGAAGAAGUGGAUGUUAUAUUUGAUGAUGACUCAGGGUUUCUAGCCGCCAUCAAGACAUUCAUGACCACGACGAAGAGGCCAGUCAUCCUCACAACCAGCGAUCCUGCUUUCAGCACCAGGUUUGACGGCAACUUUGAAGAGAUCCUUUUCAAAACGCCCUCCGUGUUGGACGUUGGCAGCUUCCUGCGGCUGUUGUGUCUGACGGAGGACAUGAGGACAGACCUGUUGGACAUCAGCUCUCUGCUCAGACUCAAUGGAUGCGACAUCAGGCAGAGUUUACUGCAGCUGCAGUUCUGGACUCGGAGCGCAGGAGGCCGCCACGUAACCAGACCAUUGACGCACACUGGCAAACAUGCAGAACCAAAGCCGGAGGCUGAUGAAGAGGCAGCAGCCAUGUCUGUGUGUGCAGAGACUGAGGCUCUUCCUCCCGCUGACACCGGCUGCACUGAGAGCAUGCUCGGUCUGCUGAACGUUGAACCCGAGGGAGACAUCUGGGAGCGCCUCAGGAACCAGAGUCCGAUGGAGGAGAUGUUCUGCUGGGAGCUGCUGGCAAACAGCAAGCGACGAGGAGUGGACCUGCUCUACUCCAACUUUGAGAGACUCUUACCUCUCCCGCUCACACAGCUGACCACCUCUACCUUCAAACCAGAGCAAUCUGUUUCUGCAAUACAAGAAAAUACAUCUGUUAAUCCAGAAGAGCUUCCAUCACAUGCAAAGCUUCUGCACACGGCAGAGUCAGCGGAUUGCUCUGACGAUGGGAGUCCAAUCAAAAUGUCCAACAGAAUGAGGAAGAGCAAGAAGCGGCACGGUUUACCAAACAAGGAUGGAAUUGACUCGGACUCGGACUCAGAAGACGGUUUUCUAUCUCUCUGCAGGCCGCAGGGCGCUCCUGAGACAAAGGAGGACGUCAAAGAGAGAAUAGUUUUAGAGAAGGUGAAGAGGAAGCCGCUGACUCCUGAGGAGCGGGUAAUAAGUCUCCCAGUCUCCCAGUGUCUGGAAUCAAUAGCUCACUUCUUAGACAACAUGUCGUACAUGGACUCCUCUUUGAUGGUUCAUCCAGAAGGAGGCGACAAUCCGAGAAGGAUGUCAGCGGUCGGUGCGGUGGUGAAAGACGGGAUGACCGAUGAGUCGAGGGUCGAGACUGAAAGGGGGAGCUGGGAAAGAGGAGAGCAGGUCUUGGAGAUCCCGGCUGCUGUGGAGGCUCUGAGCUUCCACAAGUGUCGGGCUUCGGUAGAGGAGAUCUGGAACAAAGUCCAACAACUAGAGGGGGAGGUGGGACAGGAGGCUGCAGCAGAACUCACCCUCCCUGUGGCCGCUCAUCGUCAAGGUUACAGCUUCACUCAGGACGGUCCUUGUCAACCGCAGCUGGUCCAGCGGAGGAGAGAAGUGAUGGAGAGUCUGACGUUCAGAGGGGUGUUUGGUUCUCCGGCCAGCAGAUCAGCAGCUGCUCUGGACUACUUGCCGGCCCUUCGCACCAUCUGCAGAUCAGAGCAGCUGAAGGAGCAGGGCAAAGUUAAACGAAGGUUCCUGCACUACCUGGAUGCGAUCCACCUGGGUCUGGAAAAGAGCACUCUAGAACAGCUUGCUGGAGACUUCCCCUGAACCAUAGAGGAGGUCUGACGUGUCUUCAUAAUCACACAGAGGCCUGAAACAAAUGUGACCCUCAAAGCGGCCAUACUUAUAAGGUCAAUGCGUUUUGGCGAUUGAUUUGGAAGAAGGAACACUUUUACAGUUUGUGUUGUGACACGAGGAGGAAACGGAGGCAGCAGCAUUUGUCACUGUGGCCUUCAGUGUCUUUAUGAUCGUGACCUGGACAUGAGAUGAGGAGGUCAGAGGUGUGUGUGUGUGUGUGUGUGUGCGCACAGAGGACUGUCUGGUUCCACACAUUUCUUCUGAGGUGGAAAGACUGAAUACUGAAGGUAUUCUCACCUGAAGGGCUCUCAGCUAAACAGCCUCAUAUGCUGUCUCAGUCAGCGCAUCGUGUGGUGCUUUCAAAGAAUGCACUAAAGAUUUCUACUUUAUAUGAUUUUUGUAAUAUUAAGCUGUGUGUAUUUUUUUUGUACAGUAGUGUUUUAUAUGUUGAAAAGCCUCGUCAAUUUGCUUUGCAUCUUGCAAAAUGUUUUAAACUAGUAGAAAUAUCUUUGGGGGGAUAAGUGUGUAUCGUUAAUGUAAGAGAUUAACAUGUAAAAUAGAAUUUGUAAAGGCCGUGUGUACAAUGUCUGUUCAUGCACUCAGGAUCUUGUUCAAUUUCAUAAAAGCCAGGUAGCUUUCUGACAGACAGGUCAAGCCUUAAAUCACCUUCACAUGACUCACAGUGACGUUUUUUUUAAUUAAUCUUUUUUUCCUCACUCUUAAAUAUGUACACAUAAAUCACAGUGGGUAUCUGUUGUGACCAAAUAAAGGUUUAU